Molecule: messenger RNA, 2918 nt
Organism: Harmonia axyridis
Lineage: Eukaryota; Metazoa; Arthropoda; Insecta; Coleoptera; Coccinellidae
Exons: 13
Coding region: 323-2416 (697 amino acids)
Source: RefSeq, a predicted model, not a curated record
UCCUGCGUGCUCAUUUCGGUCGACAAGUUGUGCAAGAAACGCGGAAAGUCGAAGACUCGCGGAGGCCAUUGUAGGACAGUGAUUCUUCUCCCGACGACCGUCAACUUGAACUCGCCGAAGGAGUUGUUGACUCUUGCUUGACGUUACGGAAACGCAGAGUGAUUCAAGUUGGUGCUGUGCGAGUGGUGCAAGCGCAUACGAUUCUUUUUUUUUCAAGAUCAAGGACGUUUAUGUGGAACUGAUUGAAGGUACUUAUCAUAGUUCUCUAGACGAUUCGACCGAAUCAUAAGGAAGAUAAAACCGCAAUUCUCGCCAUCCAAAAAUGUCACACACAUGGGUUAUAUGUGCAAUUCUAGUCAUAGCAAAUAUCCAAAUCAUCGCAGGAAGGAUAGCCUUCGAAAAACUGACAGAGUUCGACUAUCGGGGGACGACUUAUUACACGGUGAAGAACCUGAGCCUCUACGAGUGCCAAGGAUGGUGCAGAGAAGAGCCUGAUUGCCAAGCGGCCGCCUUCAGUUUCGUUCUAAAUCCUCUGAUACCGGUCCAGGAGACCUUAUGUCAGCUGCAGAACGAGACGCAGGCCAAUAAUCCAACGGCAACGCCCCAGAAAGCCAUCAACAUGUACUACAUGACGAAGUUGCAGCUCAGGAGCGAAAACGUGUGUCUGAGACCUUGGGCCUUCGAGAGGGUACCCAACAAGAUGAUCAGAGGGCUGGACAACGCCCUCAUCUACACCUCCAGCAAGGAGACCUGUCUAGCCGCUUGUUUGAAUGAGCAUCGUUUCACUUGUCGAUCUGUUGAAUACAACUACGUCACCCUACAAUGCCAACUGAGCGAUUCUGACAGAAGGACGACAGGACAAUUUGUGCAAUUUGUAGAUGCCCAAGGCGUGGAUUACUUCGAAAAUCUUUGUCUGAAAGGCAAUCAAGGUUGCAAGGGCAACAGGGUGUUCCAAACGCCUAGGUUUGGAGUGGCUGACGACAAGGUUGCUCAGUACGCCUCUCUUCAUUACUACACCGAUAAGGAGUUGCAGGUAACGAGUGAAGCGGCUUGUCGAUUGGCUUGUGAGAUCGAGAACGAGUUCCUCUGCAGGUCCUUCUUGUACAAGGGACCUCCUCAGGGCACUCAGUAUAACUGUCAGCUGUUCCAUCUGGACCACAAAACCCUGCCUGACGGCCCUAGUACCUACCUGAACGCAGAAAGACCUCUGAUAGACAACGGACAGAGAAUCGGAGAGUACUACGAAAAUAAUUGCGAGAAAGCUGCAGGCGGUCUAUCUGGAGCACCAUCGGACAAUACCUUACCAGUCGUUUUCGACGCAACAGAAGACCCAAAUCUGAAUAACUUAACGAAGAGCGACGUCAACUGUGAUAAAACAGGAACAUGUUACGAUGUAUCUGUCAACUGCAAAGACACCAGGAUCGCGGUACAGGUCAGGACCAACAAACCGUUCAACGGCAGGAUCUACGCCUUGGGCCGAUCGGAAACCUGCAAUGUGGACGUGAUCAACAGCGACCUCUUCAGACUGGAUCUCACGAUGGGCGGGCAAGACUGCAACACCCAGUCCGUGGUUGGCGUUUACAGCAACACAGUGGUACUCCAACAUCACAGCGUCGUUAUGACCAAAGCUGAUAAAAUCUAUAAAGUGAAAUGCACCUACGACAUGUCCUCCAAGAACAUCACUUUCGGAAUGAUGCCAAUCAGGGAUCCAGAAAUGAUCAGCAUCACCAGCGCACCCGAGGCUCCUCCACCAAGGAUCCGCAUCUUGGACAGCCGUUCCAGAGAGGUGGAGACAGUGCGAAUCGGAGACAAACUCACCUUCAGAAUCGAGAUUCCGGAAGAUACACCAUACGGCAUUUUCGCAAGAAGCUGUAUCGCCAUGGCCAAGGACGCCAAGAGCACCUUCCAGAUCAUCGACGAUGAGGGUUGCCCGGUGGAUCCCACCAUUUUCCCUGCUUUCACCCCUGACGGCAACGCUCUGCAGUCUGUCUACGAAGCCUUCAGGUUCACCGAGUCCUACGGGGUGAUCUUCCAGUGCAACGUCAAGUAUUGCCUGGGACCCUGCGAACCGGCCGUUUGUGAAUGGGGACGGGACUCUAUCGAAUCGUGGGGAAGAAAGAAGAGAUCCUUGAACAACGUCACUGAAGAAGAGAAGGAAGAAGACAUGACUCUAAGUCAGGAAAUCCUCGUCCUAGAUUUGGGAGAUCAACAGAAGCAGUCCGAGUUCUUGAAGAGUGAACUGAACAGUGCCGAUUUCGGUAGAGACAAAACAGUGACCAUUGUUGAACCCUGUCCGACCAAGACGUCCGUCCUGGCCUUAGGAGUGACCUGCGCUCUACUGGUCCUCCUCUAUAUCAGCACGCUGUUCGCCUACUACAUGAAGAAGUGGCUCAAUCCCGGCAAGCACAUCCCGUGAACUCCCCAACUAGAGACUUUUCGUGCUCAAUAGCUUGCUCUGUCGAAGACGACAUUUUGACAAUUUUGACAGCUUUGAGUCUGAUGAUGACGGUUUCUUCUCGGUCCGUUUCGCGGUCGUCGACCGGUCGGCGGCGCUGGAAAUGCGUCGUGACGCGCAAUAACAAAUAUAGAAGAAUUUUUAUCUUCCUUCGGGCAGGUGGUGGCUUUCUUCGGUGAUCGGUUCUGCUUCAAACCUCUGUGUCGUAGGUUGUUCUCUUGUCUCUUUCACCGUUUCAAGAAUGUCUUCGGGAUAAUAUAAAUGACGGCUUCAACAAAAUAUAACGUCGUUUCUCCUGUGGACCUAUUUUUGUAAUGGUGAAAACCGCCUCUUAUUUAAUGAACGUCUCUGUUUAUUUAAGUUAUUAUUUAUUUUAUACCAUUGUAUAUACAAAAUCGAUAUAGAUAGUUUAAUGUUUUAUUGUAAUGUGAAGAUGGAUAGAGUAAUAAAAUCCUGCUGAGUA